Molecule: messenger RNA, 1905 nt
Organism: Malania oleifera
Lineage: Eukaryota; Viridiplantae; Streptophyta; Magnoliopsida; Santalales; Ximeniaceae
Product: geraniol 8-hydroxylase-like
Exons: 2
Coding region: 246-1754 (502 amino acids)
Molecular function (GO): heme binding; iron ion binding; oxidoreductase activity, acting on paired donors, with incorporation or reduction of molecular oxygen
Source: RefSeq, a predicted model, not a curated record
AAAAACAACACUCGCAUGCUUUAUCAUAUUUUUAGAAGGCAAAAUCGUGAGCCACACAAAAAAUUGAACAAACAUGCUAGGUAGAUACGUUUUGAGACGGGAAGAUAACGUCCCAUACUUCAACCAGUCCGUAUUUUAAACGCCGGCGUCGGCGUCGGCUUCCACAAUGUGUAUAAAACAUACAAGUGGAUCCCAAAUGGCAAUACAUUUUUAAUUACCCACUGGACAUUGAGCAACCAAAUGACAUGGAUUUUUUCACGUCUCUGUUAUGCAUCUUUUUCACCUGGGCCUUGCUACUUCAGCCCCUCCUUUCCUUCGCAAGACGAAGCAAAAGCAUCACCGGCAAACUCCCGCCGGGACCGGCCCCCUUGCCGGUUGUCGGCAACCUCCUCAAGCUAGGAAGUAAGCCCCACAGGUCCCUAACCGACCUGUCCCGGCUCCAUGGACCCAUAAUGACCCUGCAACUGGGUCGCCUAACCACCAUAGUCAUUUCCAGCGCAGAAAUGGCCGAAGAAGUCCUCCACAAGCAAGACCUCACCUUCUCCAGCCGAACCAUCCCAGACGCUGUCCACGCCCUUCGCCACCACCAGGUCUCCAUGGUUUGGCUGCCGGUUUCGCCACGGUGGCGAAACCUCCGGAAAAUCUGCAACACCCACUUAUUCACCCCACAAAGACUCGACGCCACCCAGAGCCUCCGGCAGCAGAAGGUGGCGGAGCUGCUCGACGAGGUAGGUGAACGGUGCAGGGCUGGUAGGGGAGUGGAGAUAGCGCUGGUGGUUUUUAAGACUGCCCUCAAUUUCUUAUCCAACACGGUAUUUUCUGUGGACUUGGCGGAUUCGAAUAAUUCUGAUACUAUCCAAGAGUUCAAGGAGGAGAUGCGCAUGCUCGUAGACGAGGUCGCGAAGCCCAAUCUGGUGGACUAUUUUCCGGUGCUUAGAAAGAUAGAUCCGCAGGGUAUAAGGCGUCGGACGUCAGCUAAUUUUCAAAAGGUUAUUGGGGUGUUUGAUUCGAUGAUAGAGCAGCGGGUGCAGUUGAGGGAGAUGAAUGGUCGUGGGAGAAGCAACGAUAUGUUAGAUAUUCUUCUCAACAUCAGCGAAGAUGGAGGUAGUGAGGGGAUUGAUAGAACUGAUAUCCUACAUCUCCUACUGGACCUAUUUUUAGCGGGAACUGACACAACUUCAGCCACAAUAGAAUGGGCAAUGGCUGAGCUGCUUCAUAACCCCCUUAGGCUAUCCAAGGUCCAAGUGGAGCUCCGACAAAUCAUAAAAAAGGGCCACUUGAUGGAGGAAGCUGACAUAACUCGCCUCCCCUACUUGCAAGUAAUUGUGAAGGAGACCUUUCGUUUGCACCCAACGGCCCCACUAUUGCUCCCUCACAAGGCUCAAACUGAGGUAGACGUAUGUGGAUUCCAAGUCCCAAAGGGUGCACAAGUGCUGGUUAAUGUGUGGGCCAUUGGGAGAGACCCAAAAACAUGGGCCCGAUCCAACUCAUUUGAGCCUGAGAGGUUCUUGGGCUCCGACAUGGAUGUGAAGGGCCGGAAUUUUCAGCUCAUUCCAUUCGGUGCUGGCCGACGAAUAUGCCCAGGUUUACCACUUGGGAACAAGAUGAUUCACUUGAUGUUGGGAUCACUCCUUCAUGCUUUUGAUUGGAAGCUCGAGGAAGGAAUUGAACCAGAGGACAUGAUCAUGGAAGAUAAGUUUGGAAUUACAUUGCAGAUGGCUCAACCACUUCAUGCUUUUCCUGUUAGUGUGUAAGAUUAAAGGAUGAAAAUACUUUUAAAAAGGUUCUCAAUCCACAUCACAUUUGGAAUACACCAAUUACAAGAUGUUAUAUUAACGUUCGGAACCACUUUGUAAUGUGUGACCCUCAUUAUUCAGACUUACAUCAAAUUAUUCCUUGGGAAGA